Anopheles merus is the source of this 1626-nucleotide messenger RNA. RefSeq lists its product as uncharacterized. The record is from RefSeq and is a predicted model, not a curated record. Bases 224 to 943 code for a protein of 239 amino acids. Lineage: Eukaryota; Metazoa; Arthropoda; Insecta; Diptera; Culicidae. The transcript has 4 exons.
GCAACUGGCAACAAUCAUCAUCACCGCUGGCAGUGAGAAGUGCAGGCAACGCCACCGUGCGUGAAAAUUAUGUUUACACACCGUGCCCUGUGACAAUUAGGCCAGGCCAGACCAGAGAAACGACGCCAAUCGGAGCUGUUGCUGGUGCACACACCCCCGUAAGCACACGCUGUAAGCGAACCCGCCAAUCAAUCUGCGAGAAGAACGCCAUCCCGCGUCCGCUAUGAACGUCAACAGCGGGGGUAGCAGCAACCAUAGCAUCGGCAACCAUCACACCCUCAACAGUAGCAACCUCCUCAGCAGCAACACCAACAAUCAACACCACGCCAACAGCCAUGGGCAGCAACAGCAGCAGCAGCAAACGAACCGGAUCAGCCGCAGCAGUACCCGAAAGAAGCCUUUCCACUUCAUUUCCAACAUGUGGAAGAUGAAGAAAAUCAUCAAGUUUGAGGAUAUUAUGUUCCACCGUGAGAUGAACUGUCGGGCUAGAUCGGAACCAUCAGUGUCUACCUACAACUGCACCAGCAAGGGUUCCCAACGGAAGUCAUCGCCCUCGUUCUCGAUGCUGAGCCUGUCCCCGGGGAAGUUCCAGAAGUCGGAUGAACUGGAGGUGACGCGCCUACGGUUAUCACGCAAUGAUAACCCCUUCGUCCAGAAGGUCCUGGCCAGCCGGGACAACGUGACGGACGUAAUCGAUGACACCGAGUCCGAUGACGCCAUUUUGAUACUGAUGUCCGAUGAAUUUAAUGGCGAAACGGAAACCGAUCCACUAGCAUUGCCACAGGUGCACGAGCACAUGAUACGGUCACCACCGCCGACCUUUUGGCCCCGUUCGCAAAAGACUGUGUUUAACUUUGGCGGCGAGGAGCGAACGCGAACCGGCGGUUCCGAAGGCAUGCCGGGGGGAUCGAAACACCAGCGGGCCAACCAGUGCAACUACUGAGGCGGAAGUGCUGUGCUACUACUAAACUGCUACUACCAGUGAAGAAGGAAUGUCGUACAUGUGAGCACGGGAAAGUGGGAGGAAAGGAGGAGUACCUUACGCGAUUCUGCAAACCACAAAUGCAAUUACAGUACGGCCAAACCGACACACACAAUGUUGGACCGUACACAGAGGGUUCUUAUUUUAGCCAAAACCAGUUGAGCGCAUCCAAUUUAAAUCAAAAGAAAAAACAGAGGUUCGCAUUUAUUCCAUCUCGGACACGGUAAAAUAUGAAACGUUUCUUUACCAUUACUUGUUACAACGUUUAUUAGUCAAUAUAUAAGUGAUUUGUUUACGCAAAACCAAAGCAUCCCCGUAUUUGGAGCACGUGUCAAGAGCGUGGAAUUAUUUCAACGAUUUUGUGUUGUGCCACGUUUGGUUAAAACAAUGACAAGCCGACCAUUUAACGAUCAGUAAGACUGAUCUUAAGUUUACCUCUAAUCUCUAUAAAGUUAUAAAUUAAAUGUAAGGAUGGAAAACUGGGUAUGAUGUAGCACGCGUUGGCGUAUUCGUUAUUAAUCCUCGUAUCUACUCGAAAAUUUUAGUGAAAUGAUAUUUUUGUACAAAGAACGGUUAUCUCGCCCGAGCGUCCGAAAUUCGUAGUGUUUGAAAUUUCAUAUACCGAAUAAAGUUUCAAAAAAAAU